Messenger RNA from Triticum dicoccoides, 805 nucleotides. RefSeq lists its product as uncharacterized. Lineage: Eukaryota; Viridiplantae; Streptophyta; Magnoliopsida; Poales; Poaceae. The coding region runs from base 1 to 573 and encodes 190 amino acids. The record is from RefSeq and is a predicted model, not a curated record. The transcript is spliced from 3 exons.
AUGUGGUGGGCCAUUAGUGCCGGAACUAGCGACGGCGGCAAACAGCAUCGCAACGGUGGGAGCCAGGGAAAGACGGCAUGUGGGUCGGCCCACCAACUGCAUUUAUUCCGCCAGAGGCAGGCGCGGGAUGUUUCAAUCGAUCCCCAAGUCGAAAUCAAGAUAGCUCGGCAGGGGCAGAACGCCGGCGAGCGUUUCUGCAAGUACCGGAAUCACAAUCCAUCAGCUGGUGGAUGCGACUUCUAUGUGGCAGCAAGCCUACGCCGACUACCUCGCCUCUCUUGGCCCAGCUACGUCCAGGAGCAAGUCGGCCAAGCGGUGGGAGCUCAAGGUCUGCAGCCGCCGCACGCAUCGGAUGGGCAGCAGAACGUCGUGCCCGAGGGUUCCCAGGUCGCAUCUUCCGUCAGCGCCGCCGCAGGGGACAUGGUCGCUGCGCCCCCAAUUACAGGGCGCCAGGGAACCAUUGCUGUCGACGCUUCGUCCAUAAAUCUGGUGGCAUCCGUCGCUAAUCUCGUGAUUGGCGUGGCCAAUCUUAUACUGCUUGUGGCCGCGAUUAUGAUGCGCGUGCUGAAUUAGGUGUGAGGAUUUAACUGGAGUAUCAUGUAGUAGCUCGUAGUAAAUGGCGUAUGUACUGUCCCACUAAAUUGAGUUUUAUGGUGCGUGUGUGUGUGUGUGUGUGUGUGUGUGUUUAGCGGUCAAAGUAGCAAAGUGCGUGGAAGCAGUCAUCUACUCCAGGAUGUACAUACAGUAGGCCUUCUGAAUCUUUUGGAUGGGCAGACCGGUGACAUAAUUUUUUGUUACAAUUACA